This is a messenger RNA of Colossoma macropomum (tambaqui), 2441 nucleotides long. It is a transcript of the gene rnf34a, whose product is annotated as ring finger protein 34a. Gene Ontology annotation, molecular function: ubiquitin protein ligase activity. Bases 118 to 1179 code for a protein of 353 amino acids. The record is from RefSeq and is a predicted model, not a curated record. Gene Ontology annotation, cellular component: plasma membrane; cytoplasm. Gene Ontology annotation, biological process: proteasome-mediated ubiquitin-dependent protein catabolic process; negative regulation of extrinsic apoptotic signaling pathway via death domain receptors; protein K48-linked ubiquitination. The transcript has 8 exons. Lineage: Eukaryota; Metazoa; Chordata; Actinopteri; Characiformes; Serrasalmidae.
UGGGACGGACCCUCGGAGUGAGUGAAGAUGAAGCUGUUAGCUGUUGAUGGUGUUCUCGGCCCUCGGAACGGCCAGGUUCUCAGUCUAAAUUAGCUCUUCCAGUCAUCCGGAGUGGCUAUGAAGGCGGGCGCCUCCUGUAUGUGGGCAUCGUGCUGUGGUUUGCUGAAUGAGGUAAUGGGCACCGGGGCUGUGAGGGGGCAGCAGGCGGGUUUCGGAGGUGCAGGGCCGUUCCGCUUCGCUCCGUCUGCGGGAUACUCCACUUACCCCCCGAACUCCAGCAGCCUGGUCUGCCAGGCCUGCAGACAGACCUUCUCCGUCUUCAGGAGGAGGCACCUCUGCUGCGACUGUAAGAAGAGUUUCUGCUCGCUGUGCUCCGUCCUGCAGGAGAACCUGCGCAGGUGCGCCACCUGUCACCUGCUGAAUGGGACGGCCUUCCAGCGGCCGCGUCUGAUGCGCCUGCGGGUCAAAGACUUGCGGCAGUACCUGACGCUGCGCAACAUCAACACAGACACCUGCAGGGAAAAAGAAGACCUGGUGGACUUGGUGCUGUGUCACCAAGGGGCGGAGAGUGAGGAUGACCCCGACACGCCCACUCUGCAGACACGCCCACUUUACAGCUCAUCCACCGCAGACCCCGCCCCCCUGCUCUCCCCUUCACAUGGAGAACCAAUCAGCAGGAGCGACAGCUCAGGAUCCACCAGUCAGGACCUCGCUGACUCCACCACACUCUUUAACCUCGAGUCGACUGACCGCACACCAGAGGUGAGUCCGGCGGUGCGGCGGUCAGCGCGGGCCUCCCUCUCUGACCUGUCCAGCCUGGAGGACGUGGAGCAGCUGACGAUCAGACAGCUGAAGGAGAUUCUGGCCAGAAACUUUGUCAGUUUCUCAGGCUGCUGUGAGAAAUGGGAGCUGGUGGAGAGAGUGAGGAGACUGUACCGCGAAAACGAGGACAACCGCAAGUCCAGGGAGAACGUGAGCAGUGCCGUCAGUGCAGAUGAAGGCAGGACUCCGCUGUUUAAUGAUGAAAACCUGUGCCGUAUCUGUAUGGACGCUGUCAUCGACUGUGUGCUGCUGGAGUGCGGUCACAUGGUCACCUGCACCAAGUGCGGGAAGCGCAUGAACGAGUGUCCGAUCUGCAGGCAGUACGUCAUCCGCGCCGUCCACGUCUUCAAAUCCUAACAGCGACCGGAGAGAAACCUGAAAAAUAAACUCCACAUGAAGAAAGACUUUAGCUUCUUAAAUAAAUGUUUUGGGCCAGAUUUCCAGACUAAAGCCAGCCUUUCAGUGGCGAAUCUCCACUGGGCAUUGCAGUUUAGUCCAAGACUAGGCUUAAUCCACAUUCAGGAGACUGGCACUUUAAAGGAAUACUGCACUGUUUUCAGCCUAAUCUGUGUCUGAUGCAUUUUUGUAGCAUAGUCAGUUAUCAUUAAUUAUAAUGUUAUUAUACUUGCCUGUACUUAGAAAAGAACAAAAAAGAUGACUCUAAACACGCUUGUAAUGGAAGUCAGGGGCAGUUUCUGCAAGCAGCAUAUAAUGGACUUCAAUAGGCAGUGGCUGCAAACAACUUAAUAAUAAAAAUUAAAAUUAGGAAGUCUAUGGGCAGUUUUGCACGCUGCUUAUAAUGGAUGUCAAUGGACAAUUGCAGCAAACAGCCUAUACUGGCAGUCAGUAGCCAGUUUCUGCAAACAAUUUAAAAUAGAAGUCUAUGGGCAGUUUUGCAAGCUACCUAUAAUGGACAUCAAUAGGCAGUUGCUCCAAAAACUCAAUACUAAAAAUCAGGAAAAAAUAUGAGGUCAAUGGGCAGUUGCUGCAAACUACUUAGAAUGUGGUAGUUGACUGUAGCUGCAGGUGGGACACAGAGGUUAGGCUGAAAAGUGAUGGUGUAUUCCUUUAAGUUGAGGUCUAACAGGGAGGGAACAUGUUCUGUAGAAACGUCUUGGAACAGGAUGUCGACGCUCAACAUGAACCUGUUAAACAACAUUAUGCAAACAUUCCACAGCACACGGCCUCUACUGACGUCCGGACGCUGUAGGAUGGUCACCUGUGCGACACGCAGGCCACUGUGAGAACCUCAGAGACUCGUCUGUGAGUGGGAUCCGGGUCAUACCUCAUAACUCAGGAUGGAAAGUUCUGGAAGAGUUCAGAUGUUUCUCUGCGUGUGUGUGCGCAUCUCUGUUUCUCCUGAUUGCAUCAUCUGCCUCGGUUUAUUUUGGUUGCAGAGAGGUAUGAUGCGUUUGGGGAAGAGGGGUUUGUAGUUAUUGGAUACCUUUUUUAUGGAAUAAUUCAGCAAAAAAUCAGAUUACUGUUACUUUCCCUUCACUCCAGAUGUAGCACAUCAGCCCUGACAUGUUUGAUGUCUUAAGUUUCUUCUUGGCUUCUACUGUUUCAUUUAAAAAGCUCUAUAAUGUUCAUAUGAUCCACACAGUCACUCUGACAGACUG